CCUCUCUCUCUAUCGGAAAAGCCCUAAAGCAAGCUUCUCUCCUUCGUCGUCAAUGGAAGCUUCUCUACCGGAAGAGGUGCUUCAGCCGCUUCUACAUGCUUCAGAUUUAUCAUACUCUCUAGAAGAUUGCUUGAAAUUUCUUCUAGAGUCUUCCAAGACCGAUUCAGGUCGUUCCGAUCUCGCUUCCAAGUCUAUACUUCCGUCGAUCCUCCGUCUUCUUCAGCUUCUUCCUUACCCAUCUUCCCGCCAUUAUCUGAAUCUCUCUCUGAAGGUCCUUCGAAACCUCUGCGCAGGUGAGGUUUCGAAUCAGAACUCUUUCGUCGAUCAUGACGGCUCUGCUAUCGUCUCCGACUUGCUUGAUUCCGCCAUUGCGGAUUUCGAGACAGUUAGGUUCGGAUUACAGGUUCUAGCGAACGUUGUAUUGUUCGGAGAGAAACGUCAGAGAGAUGUGUGGCUCCGAUUUUACCCGGAGAGGUUCUUAUCAAUCGCUAAGAUUAGGAAACGUGAAACAUUUGAUCCUCUGUGUAUGAUUUUGUAUACUUGCGUUGAUGGAAGCUCAGAGAUUGCUUCAGAGCUUUGUAGCUGUCAAGGGCUCACCAUCAUCGCUGAAACUCUACGGACUUCCUCUUCCGUUGGGUCUGUGGAGGAUUAUUGGCUCAAGUUACUGGUUUCGAGAAUCUGUGUUGAAGAUGGUUACUUCCUCAAGCUCUUCUCUAAAUUAUACGAAGAUGCUGAAAAUGAGAUAUUUUCAUCAGAGCAAGCCUUUCUUGUGAGGAUGGUGUCUGAUAUUGCUAAUGAGCGGAUAGGAAAAGUGUCAAUCCCCAAGGAUACAGCUUGUUCGAUUCUCGGAUUGUUUAGGCAAUCAGUUGAUGUUUUUGAUUUUGUUUCGGGUGAAAGAUCGGAGCUUCCAACGGGUUCAACUAUAGUAGAUGUGAUGGGCUACUCUCUGGUGAUAAUAAGGGAUGCUUGUGCUGGAGGACGUCUUGAAGAACUCAAGGAGGACAACAAGGAUUCAGGUGAUACUGUUGAAUUGCUCUUGUCCUCUGGACUAAUAGAACUUCUCCUUGAUCUGCUUAGUAAACUUGAUCCUCCAACAACAAUAAAGAAGGCUUUAAACCAGAGUCCUAGUUCUUCUUCUUCUUCAUUAAAGCCGUGUCCUUACAGAGGAUUCAGGAGAGAUAUUGUGUCGGUGAUUGGGAACUGCGCGUACAGAAGAAAAGAGGUACAAGAUGAGAUCAGGGAGAGAGAUGGGCUCUUUUUAAUGCUGCAGCAGUGUGUGACCGAUGAUGAGAACCCGUUCUUGAGAGAAUGGGGCUUGUGGUGUAUAAGAAAUUUACUGGAAGGGAACCCUGAAAACCAGGAAGUAGUGGCUGAGUUGGAGAUUAAAGGCUCUGUGGAUGUGCCUCAACUCCGUGAAAUUGGUCUCAGGGUUGAAAUUGAUCCUAAAACAGCCAGGCCAAAGCUUGUCAAUGACACCUGAAGCUUCAUUUGUCUCAGGGAAAAGAGGAGCUAUACAAUACACAACAAGAGGUCCUUCUUGAGGCGGUGAAGAUCAUAAAGAAGCACGGUGUGUCGCUAGGUACCACCUGGGACAAUUCUACAUUGUGAGUGAUCAUUUUGUAGAGACAAGGAAUACUGAUCCGGAAGCUAUCUAGCUAGAUGGAUCCAAAACUCUGUGUUUUUGGGAAAUUACAGAAAAUCGUGAUGACUUCUUAGGUUUCAAGAGAAAAAUGUUUCAUAUUGGCCUUGCUUUUAUUUGUUUCCUUCUUGGUAUUUAUAGGGUUCUAACAAUUCCUAUAUACAUGAAAUGAUCAAUUCAAUAUGUUAAGCAGAAAAUGGCUCUCGUUUGAUGUGGUUUGCAGUGCAUGAUCAAUUAGUUCAGCUCAACUUUUGUGAAGCCUUUCAUGUCUGUUGGUUUGUAUUUAAGUUCCUUGUUGUAAACCUUCUAAGCAGUUGUUGUGUUUCACUUUCUCUAUAAUAGAAAGGCAAGUUCUUCUCUAUAUUGUUCUGUUGACGAUCAAAC
This is a messenger RNA of Arabidopsis thaliana (thale cress), 2023 nucleotides long. It is a transcript of the gene MEE50, whose product is annotated as ARM repeat superfamily protein. NCBI's taxonomy places the organism in Eukaryota, Viridiplantae, Streptophyta, Magnoliopsida, Brassicales, Brassicaceae. The coding region runs from base 53 to 1480 and encodes 475 amino acids. The record is from RefSeq and is marked reviewed. The transcript has 2 exons.